Messenger RNA from Xyrichtys novacula (pearly razorfish), 4783 nucleotides. Lineage: Eukaryota; Metazoa; Chordata; Actinopteri; Labriformes; Labridae. The record is from the annotation of a GenBank genome assembly.
GUUCAGUCCACAGUGCUGCUGCAAAAUGCCAUUCACUGGACUACUGGCUAUUGUUGGGGGAUUUACAGUUGUUUAUCUUGUCUGGAGAGUUUGGUGUGGAUUCAGAGAGUAUGUUUAUUCACAGUUUUGGCAAGAGGAUUUAAGGAAAUUUGGACAAUGGGCAGGUAAUGUAAAACAGUGCUAUAUCCUAUGUCACAAGAUGCUUCUGCACAAAAGUUUUAUUUUAAAUCAGAGCUAAUGUAUCAUUCAGUAAGUAAAUCUAUGAAGCAUUGAGUGUGUGUUUGUGUGUGCAUGUAAGUUGUGCAGUUUGUAAUUUUGUAAGUGUUGUACAAAGGUUUGAACCAGUUUAGUUCUUAAAUGAGGUUUUAGUUUAGUGGAGGGCAGAGAACAGAAAGCUAAGGUGUGGGAAUAUCUAGAUUUUCUUUUAUCAUUAAGAGCACACUCAAGUCUUCCUUUCAGCGUGGGUACGUUCGAUAAACACUUCACAUUCCUUCUUGAUGGGACAUUUUCAUCCACUUGCUUACAAACACAUACAGUAAAACUCUUGUUUUUCUUCACCCUAUUAUGCAUUUGGAACCUUUGUAAACAAAACACUACGGACCUGACGUGACGACCAGGUUGUCAGGAGUUUGCAGUUUAACCCGGAUUGUGUCAGCAAACAGUUCCAGGAGGUUUUGUCUUUGGCUGAGCGAUGGGGAUCCAGGUCUUCCUCCUCCUCCUCAUCUCAUUUUUCCUCUCCCUUGAGCCUCAAUCUGAUAUCUUGGACCUAAUUCUCAGAGUGGCCACCCGCUGACAUUGAUCCCAAAUUUUGAAUUGCAGUGUUUUGGCAGUGCAGACAGUUUGAAAGUCAGAAUUGGGCUUAUUUCUGCAAAAUAAAGUGCUAAAAAAUACAAUAUGUACAUGCAUCUGAGCAGAAAAGGUAACAUAGUUCGGUAAUGCAUGUCACCUUAGAGUUAUAGAUAGUAAAACUCCUGAAAAACUUCUAUCAAAACUGAUUUAUGUAUAUUAAAUACAUCUGUUUAAUGAGCUUUAAAUACUAGUAAGCUGAUUUCUCUAACUGUUUUCUCCUUUGUACAGUUGUAACUGGUGCCACGUCUGGCAUUGGUAAAGCUUAUGCCACUGAGGUGAGUCUCUAUCUUUCAUCCUUUAGUCACAUCUCUUCUUGUGGUUAAAACGUGAAGUUUUCAGCUGCAGAAAGUCAGUUGAUAUUUUUCAGCUCCAUUGUGUCAGCUUUCACUCGUACAUUCAUUGUGUUGUUGAUGGUAAAGAGAACCACUGAACUUGUUUAUCCACAUUUUUUUCUUUAAGCUGGCACAAAGGGGCCUCGAUGUUGUUUUGGUGAGCAGAUGUAAUGAUAAGCUUCAAACUGUGGCCAAAGAGAUAGGUGAGUUAAAUCAAAAUAUUGUACAUUUGUAUUUGAAACACAUUGAUUUUCAUAAAACUCAGAGCAGGUACUUAAAACUCUUUUUCAGAGGAACAAUAUGGACAGAAGACUCGCACCAUCCAAGUUGACUUCACUGACGGCCACAGUAUCUACCCUACAAUAGCAAAAGGACUCAAGGACUUGGAAAUAGGAAUUCUGGGUAAUAUGAACACUAAAUACAUGGCAGAGUACAGCAGAAGAAAUUCUCAGAUGUCUAAGAAAUUGAGAAAAUAUGGAGCCUUUAUGGUCUUUAUGGUACACACAUUUAUGAGGAUAAAAUCAUGUGGGCACAAGUAAUCUUACCAAAAAAGAGAUUAUUUUUCAUGUUCUGUUUAUCUUGUGAUAGUUCUUAUCUGGAACAGAUUUGGUGUUCUUGGAGGUGUACUGUCUUUUGCAUUCUCUGAUGGACUUGGCAUUUUAUUCUUCCAUGAACAUAUUAUUAUUAUUAUUAUUAUUAUUAUUAUUAUUAUUAUUAUUAUUACUAUUAUUAUUAUUAUUAUUAUUAUUAUUAUUUUAUUAAUUUAUUUUUAUUUUAUUUUAUUAUUUUAUCAAUAUUAUCAUAAAUGUAUUAGGGGCCUCUUGUUAUCAGGGCCCCUAGUGGAAGGCACUCAUGUUGUUCACAAAAUGUCCAUCCCAGUGGACCACAAAUAAGAAUACAUUAUAAACAGUAUGCAUAAAAUCAAUAUACCAGUGACUGAGAAAUUAUGGCAAAUGAAGGCCUUUUAUUGGCUGUGAUAAUAUUAACACUAACUUGUACCAACAUGGUUAUUUUCUUAUGCAUGUAAGAAAAUAGCACUAUAAGGGAUCUAAGGGGCAGUGUAAGACUGUAGUGGAGCAGAAGUAAAACAUUUUUCACAGACUGAGAAAAGGUCUAGCAGCCGGGCACUGACAGUGAACACAGAGAUUUUUUUUUGAGUUUGAUCAAAUCAAUGGCCACAUGACUUUAAAUGAACACAUUCUGUUUACUAUUCACCUCUCUGACAAAACCAAGCCUUCCCAGUGUCGCUGGGUCCAACAAUGUCCCGACUGAAGCUUCAGAUUGAUCACCAUGACCGUAGAAUUGGAUCAAUCUAUUUUAAAUUGGAAACGGUACUAGGUGCAUUUCCUAAGAAAUGAAAUAUGUCGGUGAAGGCUGGCUCAUUAUUUGUGAUUAGCAAAAGAGGGUUGAUUUAACUGCAUGAUAAAAGGAUAAAGAAACACAUUUAAAGGUUGUAUUACAAGCUAGAUGUUAAGUAACAAAAGAUCUUGUUUUUGCCUUUGUCACCCACACAGUCAACAAUGUAGGGAUGACCUACUCUGAUGGUUUUGACUACUUCCUGGAUGUACCAGAUGCUGAACAGGUACAUUGUGUAAUUUAACUGCACUUUUGAGUCAUACAUUAUUUCAUUUGGCCUCUAAGGUUCACAUUUUUACCUUGGGUGUUUUUUUUUUCUCCCCAGAAAAUUACUCAGAUCAUCAACUGUAAUGUGCUGUCCAUCCCUCAGGUAAGAUGUUUGUGAUUUGGUGUUUAUGAGUUUCAUAAAUAAUCAGACAUCUCUGUGACCUUUUUUUUCUGUUUGUGAUCAUGAAAAUAUGAUUUUUUUCACACAGAUGACCAGAAUAGUUCUUCCUACCAUGGUUCAGAGGUAUUUUCACAAAUAACCAAAUAUAAAUAAUAGAAAUGUAUUAAUGAGAUUAUUUUAGGGUCAAAUCCAUGAAUGCAUGUCCUCCUUUUCUGUCUUCAUAGAGGGAAAGGCCUGAUCAUCAAUAUCUCCUCUUUAGUGGGCUGCCGUCCACAGCCUUUGUUGUCUAUUUAUUCUUCAUCUAAGGUACUUUCUCAUCAUGGUGUGUGUGCAUAUUCAUUCAAUCAACCUGACCACAUCACAAGCACUCAUUUAAUAAUGAAUACUUACCAUGAAGCUCGAUCACUACUUGGCUUGUUUUGUGACUUUGACUUUCCUCUUUAUUUCAGAGUUUUGUAUCAUAUUUCUCUCAGUGUCUGCAUGCAGAGUACAAGUCAAAGGGAAUUAUUGUCCAGGUAAAGCACGAAAACUGUUAGCUAUUUUAUACACCAACACCUUACAUUCAUUGUUACCUUUACUGCCUGUAUUUUGUCAUUAUAUUUAAUAUUAUAUAAUGGCAAAAUGAAUUUUUAAAAACACAAUUUUGUAAAGUGAUACCUAUUUUAUGUUUUGCUUCAAGACAAUACCAAUAUCUUCUUAUACAUACAAGUAGGGGCCAAUAUCACAAUUUUUGGGUCUGUUUUUGCCUUUGACAAAAUGACAUAAUAAUACUAACAAAUGAGACAAAUGGUGGGCUAAAAAAAAUAGAAAACUAUUAACUCAGUAAAAUAUUUUCUCUCAGGACCUCUGGAUAGAAAACAACAAGGGAUAGAUAAGAGAAAGUUGUAUAUAAAUCAUAUGCACAUUGAUAUUAAACACAUGGUUAUCUUCAGUAGCAACAUACUGUUAAUUUUAAUGAUUUAAUUCAGCUUUUGAUCAUUUUAAAAUAUAUGUAAGAGCCAUCACAUGAAGUUGGUGUGUAUCCAGUUAAAAGCUAAUUUGAAUCUUGUGAUUAACUCAUAAACAAACAUGAAGCACACACCUUCACUGACUCAGGUUGUCUUCCUCUUUUGGACUAUAUGUUUUUCAUUUUUGGAGAGUUACCACUACGAGUCACUUAUAUCAUGUGUAAAGUAGAGUGAAGUUCAACCUGUCAGACCUCUGUUAAUGUUUCCUCAGUGUGUGGCCCCCUUCAUGGUGUCCACUAACAUGACAAAACGAGUGAGGACUAGCUGCCUCAUAAAGAGCGCUCCAGAUUUUGCUCGGGAGGCGUUGAAUACUGUCGGUCACUCCAACUACACCAAUGGCUGUCUGUCCCACGCGCUGCAGGUCAGAGGGAUGACACACUAGCACCACUUACCGAAAUUCAGCUGUUGUAACGUUUUAACAUCUCUGCUUCUCUUUCACAUCAUCCCACAGAGCAUGGCCCUCGGAGUACUCCUGCCCGACUGGUUUCGUAUGUCAUCGUCCCUCAUCAAAACACUGAAAAACCUUAAGAAAGAUUAACAACAAAAUGUCAGAGUAAAAAGUGAAAGGAGGAGGAGUCAUGUACCCGCUCCUGCAAUGAAGACUCACAUCACUGCGUGCAAAGAAGAUGAAAUUAUUUUAGUUUUAAUAUAUAUUUUUUUACAUUUUUUAGCUGAAAGUUGAACCAAGAAUCAGUAACAUUUGCUGUUUUAGGCUGGUGUCUCACCUCUUACUUCACAGACCGUUUCUGCAAUAAAAAAAGAAUAUUUUUGUUAUAUUUUGCAUUUCAGAAAUUGCUCGGAUUUACAUAUUAAACAGCCUCAGUGAUAUAUACACUCAGGCAUGACUGGCA